GUCGCGGGCACUGGCCUUCCCCGGGGCCAGGCGGCGGGCUGCCCUCCUCCCCGCCCUCCUCCGGGGGUGGGGGCAGCCGCCGUUCGCCGGCCGGGGCCGCCCGCGGGCCGGGUGGUCGUGGCCUGCCCUUUGGGGUCGUAGCGGAUGGGGGAUCUCAGUGGGCGGGCGGUGACGCAGCCCCACGGAGAGGCCGGGGCCGGGCGCCCUGUGGCCGAGCCUGUGAGCAGGGCCUCGGCAGCCCCCUGCGCGGCCUGACUGCCGGGGCUGGCGGUUGGCUGCGCCGAGCGGCCGCGGUCGGGGUGCGGGUGAGCGCCCGGCUGCCCUUUUGCAGCAUUUAUUUCCUAGGGCAGGGGCUGUGUAGCCCCGAGAGGUCUGAGUAGUUUGGGGGGGGGCGUUUGUUUUGUUUUAAGGAGUUACACAAGGGUGGCUUUAAGGAACAAGUUAAAAGGGCAGGUUCCUGCUCUGUGCACAGUAGAAAGUUUUUGAUUACCUUCUGGGUGCUACAGAUGAAAUGUUUCUCAUACACUGAACUCCACCUUGGAUCGUCUCAGUGCUGCGUAUACAGAACGUCAUAAAAAGUAGGAAGUCAAGAUGAAGAGCAGGGUGACACAAGUAAAUCAUGGCUCCAGUUACGAAAGGAAGGAAAACUACAGUUCACGCCAAAGAAGUUUGUCUCCGGAGGACAGGGAUAGAGAGCAUGACAGGUCUCCAUCUCCCAGAAAGAGAAGGUACUCUGAUGACAGCAGAUAUGAUCAGGAAUAUUCAAGAAGGGAAUACUAUGAUGACAGAACUUCAGAAGGAAGAAGGACGGAAAGGGCGAGGGAAAGACACCAUGAAAAAUGGGAGGAGAGAGAAUCUGAUCGAAGGAAGCAGAGAAGGUAUUCAUCACCUGAUCGUAGGAGUCCAGAGAGGUCGACAGUCCAGAGCUCACUUGCUCAUGAUGAGACCACUUCAAAGAAGAAGAAAGAAGAAGUGGAUCCUAUCCUCACUCGCACAGGUGGUGCGUAUAUUCCACCUGCCAAGCUCAGGAUGAUGCAAGAGCAAAUCACUGAUAAAAAUAGCUUGGCAUAUCAGAGGAUGAGUUGGGAAGCCUUGAAGAAGUCAAUCAAUGGUCUUGUCAAUAAAGUGAACGUUUCUAAUAUAGAAAAUAUCAUUCAUGAGCUCCUUCAGGAAAAUAUUGUUCGGGGAAGGGGAUUGCUGUCUAGGUCCAUUUUGCAAGCUCAGAGUGCCUCUCCGAUUUUUACCCAUGUUUAUGCAGCUCUUGUGGCAAUUAUCAACUCAAAAUUUCCAAAUAUUGGUGAACUGAUUCUCAAGAGGUUGAUACUAAAUUUUCGCAAAGGGUAUCGCAGAAAUGAUAAGCAACUCUGCCUAACAUCUUCAAAGUUUGUGGCACAUUUGAUGAAUCAGAAUGUGGCUCAUGAGGUUUUAUGUUUGGAAAUGCUCACUUUGCUUCUUGAAAGGCCUACUGAUGACAGUAUUGAAGUAGCAAUAGGAUUUAUUAAAGAGAGUGGGCUCAAAUUAACAGAAGUUUCUCCUAGAGGUAUUAAUGCAAUCUUUGACCGUCUUCGACACAUUCUGCAUGAAUCUAAAAUUGAUAUGCGUGUUCAGUAUAUGAUAGAAGUCAUGUUUGCUGUACGGAAGGAUGGCUUCAAGGAUCAUCCGAUCAUUCCAGAGGGAUUAGAUCUAGUGGAAGAGGAGGAUCAGUUUACUCAUAUGUUGCCAUUAGAAGAUGACUACAACCCAGAGGAUGUUCUUAAUGUUUUCAAGAUGGAUCCGAACUUUAUGGAAAAUGAAGAGAAAUACAAAAUGCUGAAGAAAGAAAUUCUUGAUGAAGGUGACAGUGAAUCUGAAGCAGAUCAAGAGGCUGGAAGUAGUGAAGAAGAUGAAGAUGAUGAUGAAGAGGAAGAUGAAGAUGGUCAGAAAGUUACUGUCCAUGACAAAACAGAAAUCAACCUGGUCUCCUUCCGCCGUACAAUUUAUCUUGCUAUUCAGUCAAGCUUAGACUUUGAAGAAUGUGCUCACAAAUUGCUGAAGAUGGACUUUCCUGAAAGUCAGACUAAAGAACUCUGCAAUAUGAUACUUGACUGCUGCGCUCAGCAAAGAACGUAUGAGAAAUUCUUUGGGUUACUGGCAGGGCGUUUCUGCAUGUUAAAAAAAGAAUAUAUGGAAUCCUUUGAAGCUAUUUUCAAAGAACAGUAUGAUACCAUUCAUCGUUUGGAAACGAACAAACUGAGGAAUGUUGCCAAGAUGUUUGCUCAUCUGCUGUACACCGAUUCAAUUCCCUGGAGUGUCCUUGAAUGUAUAAUACUGAGUGAAGAAACCACCACAUCCUCCAGUAGAAUUUUUGUCAAAAUAUUCUUUCAGGAACUCAGUGAAUAUAUGGGACUUCCUAAUCUAAAUGCAAGAUUAAAAGAUGAAACAUUGCAGCCUUUCUUUGAGGGUUUGUUGCCUCGGGAUAACCCAAGAAACACUCGCUUUGCCAUCAAUUUCUUCACUUCUAUUGGCCUUGGAGGACUAACGGAUGAAUUACGGGAACAUCUUAAAAAUGCACCAAAGAUGAUAAUGACACAGAAACAAGAUGUUGAGUCAUCAGAUUCAUCUUCAGAGACAGACUCGUCCUCAGAUUCUGAUUCUGACAGCAGCAGCAGUAGUAGCUCAGAGUCGUCCAGCAGCAGUGACUCCUCAUCUAGCAGUGACAACAGCAGUGACUCAGAUGUUCCUAAAGCCAAAAGAAAGAGAAUGCAAAAGAAAAAUAGAGAAUCUGAUAAAGUUUCCAGGAAAAAACAAGAAAGGAAAAGGAAAUCACUUGAAAAGAAAAUGGGAAGAAGGCAGCAAGAGGAAAGAAGUGAUACUGAGAGCAAAUCAGAAAGAAAUCACCGGAAUUUGAGAGAAUCACACAGGAGAGAUGACAUAUCAAAGCAUCAUCACAGAGAUGAGUUCAAUGGCAGAGAUGGUUACCAUAGUGGAAAGGAUAGGAACCAUGAAAGAAGUAAGGAUCUAGAAAAUAAACACAGUAAUUCAAAGCAGAAGAAAGCAGAGAGAAGAGCUUCUUUGUCUGAUGAUGAAAAUUACAAACACUGGAGCAAAGAUAAUGGACAUCACAGUAGAAAAAGAGAAAGAUCAAAAUCUGCAGAGAAAUCCCACAAUAAUUCAAGUCCAAGAGAGGAGGAACAAGAAGAUCGAUACAGAAAUGGUUCAGAGAAACAUCGAGAGAAGCACAGCCGUUAUUCUGACCAGUACAGAGAAUCCAGAAAGAACGAGGACAGACGAAGGGAGAAUUCCCCACACAGACGAAAAUAAUACCUAACCAGGGUUUGAAACAAAUGUGCAUUUCUGAGCUGUUAAACCUGUAUUUUAAAAUCUAUUACUGAACUUCCUUUAAAAAAAAAAUUUUGUACAAAGUGAUAGUUUGCAUUUGUAAAUUUUAUCAGACUUUUUCAAAUUUUCAGUACCACUUUUUUAUAACUAUUGUAUCAAGUCUUUCUGUUAAAUCCUUCCUUUGGAAAGAUGAAGCUGUUUAUUUUGUGAAUAAAACUGUUAAGAUCUUGGUGAAA
Phalacrocorax carbo (great cormorant) is the source of this 3554-nucleotide messenger RNA. The record is from RefSeq and is a predicted model, not a curated record. NCBI's taxonomy places the organism in Eukaryota, Metazoa, Chordata, Aves, Suliformes, Phalacrocoracidae.